This is a messenger RNA of Temnothorax curvispinosus, 5320 nucleotides long. It is a transcript of the gene mip120, whose product is annotated as protein lin-54 homolog. Gene Ontology annotation, cellular component: nucleus. The record is from RefSeq and is a predicted model, not a curated record. The transcript is spliced from 11 exons. Gene Ontology annotation, biological process: regulation of DNA-templated transcription. The coding region runs from base 1063 to 3606 and encodes 847 amino acids. Lineage: Eukaryota; Metazoa; Arthropoda; Insecta; Hymenoptera; Formicidae.
CUCGUUCAAUCUUCGCCCGCGUAAGCGCGUGAAAUGUCGCGGCGACUGGCAAAGUGCGCGAAACCGUGUCCGCGUCCCGUCCGCGUCCGCAGCGCGCGAUAACGUUUGUCCCACGCGUCGCACGUUCCGCCCGGCCGGCCGCGUUAUCGCGCGGAACCGCUCCGCUUUUCCCCAGGCCGCAAUUUUCACACGCAACAGCGGUGCACUGUGGGCCAGCAAUGGUGGGCGCGUGAUUUUGAACAAUUCGAGCUAUCGAAGGAACGCGCAGGUACGUGUGGUGUUGCCGGACGACGGGGUACGCGCUCGACGCCGUGCCCGUUCCCGUCGCCCCCCUGGGACUCGGUGACAUCGGGCUCCGUCCGAGAUCGCCGAGCGACGGGCGGGAUCGCGCCGCGCUCCGGCCGCGAGCCCCAAUUUCGCCGUUCGACCCCGCUCUCGGCUGGCCCCCUUUCCGCUCCCCCCGCGUCACCGCCUUCCCGCCUCUCUGCCGCUGCUGUUACGAUCGCGAAAACUCCGUUUGAGGUUAGGUCCCGCGCCGUCUCUCGGCUUCGCGCCGUAGCGCGCGCGCGCGCUCACGCGACGUCCCGCCCGUCGUCCGUCGUCGUGCGUCGGGGCCCAGUGCCCCCCUCGAGCUUGCACGCGUGCGAGUUGCUCGUUGCUCGCGGGCGCGCUCGAAAAUCCACAUCGCGAAAAUGGCGCGUUCCGCCGAGAAAUGGCGCUGAUGUUCCACGGCGACUUCGCACUUUCGCAUUCGCGCUAUCUCGCUCGGUUUAUUUCCCUUUUUUCCCUCUCUCUCUCUCUCUUCCUUCUUCACGGCGCGUUCGAAUCCGUGUUCACGUUCGACGUGUUUCGAACGCACGCUGAUCGCGUCGAACUUCGCUUGGGUUGAACGGCCGAACGCGGGCAUCCCGCUACUUUUCAAAAGGGCGACCACGACGGAUUUAAAUCCAAUUAUCUGACGAUCGCUUUUCAAAAUUUCGGACCACAGUGGCGACGGAGCGGUGGAAUCGCGGCGACAGAUCGUACGUUCGCAUAAGUGAACAAAAUCACGGUACUAUCGUCAUGUCCGCUAAUAAGGGGCAAAACGCGAGGGCCCUGGUGGAGCCUCUGGGAUUGGAUUCGCGCACGCUAGGCGACAGCGAUUUAAGCGCACUGAGCUUAUCCCAGGGCAGUGAGCAGUACACGUCGAACGACUUUGAGGAAUUUGCGAAUAUUCAAGCGGAACUUGAGUGUAUGAACUCGGAGGGAGUUACGACGGACGACGAACGGAUAAUAAUCGAGCGGAACGUUGAGACUGACAUAGUACCUGAUGUGGAGAUGACUGAAAUUCCCGAGCAAGUGCGGACCGAGCACAUUUACACGAUGGCGAAUCAAAACAGCCAGAAUAUUGUGUUUCAAACGAAGCCGACCUUACAGAGAGUACCGAUCUCGGCGGUCUCGGCGGUCCAGGUAACGUGUCCACGCUCGAUUCCUGACGCGCUGUUCAAACGCAACGCUCCGUUUACGACGACUUCCUCUCUUCAGAUGAAGCCAAACAUCUGCCCGGCCACGCAGAGCCAGUCGAUUAUGAUAGUGUCGCCUGCGAGCGGACAGGGUACCAGUCAAAUUCUGAAGAUAUCGCACCCGCCGACAGCCUCGGCCGAGCAAUUGCAGUCUCUAGCCCAGACCCUGAUUACCGGCAAAUCCAUGGAUGGAAGUGUCGUUCAGUUAAGGACCACUCAGCCCGCCAAGUCUAUCGCGACGACUAAUGCCUCCGGGAACAUCACGAUCAGUAACAUGCAGAAUGUUAAGUUUUCACAGCCAUCGCUAAAACGGUCAACGCAGAACGUCUCGCAAGGACGUAACGUAUACACGAAAAUGAUAUUGACAGGAAGUCAGCCGCAGUCUGGUACUCAGCAAGUUCUCAUCACGAGCUCACAAAGCGAGAAUCAGCCGGCUCAGGGGAUCAAAUUCCUCAAUAGUACCUCUUCUAAUUACGGCAGCCCGUCGAAAAAUAUAACGUUGGCACAGAUGGGUAUACUCUCCACCAACAAGCAACAUAUUUUGCCGUCGUCUUCGCCAAAGCAGGGUAUGAUACUGAACAAGUUGUUACAAUCUUCAACAUCUCAAUCACCGAAAGUAACCAUAGUACCAGCGAAUACCGCAAAAUCACCAACGAAAAUCCUUCCUGCGCCAACUAUGAGCCUUCAGGCCAAGUGCUUGACGACGACGAAUCAGCAGCCCACAUUCGUUACGACUAAAUCAUCCAUGCAGCAAAAUCCACAGAAAGUGAUCAUCAGACAGGGUUCUUUGAAGCCUGGCAACGUACUUGGAGGUGGACAAGUCAUUAGAAUUCCUGCUAAUCAGAACAUUGUGACUGGAUCAAAUCAACUCCAUCAAAUUCAGAUGUCUGGACGACAAGUGCAAUAUGUGAGAUUGGUUAGUACCCCCUCAACAGGAUCUACCAAUGUCGUUACUGUGGGCAAAUCAAAGGCCAGCACAACACUUCAGACUGUAAAUAUUGGUCAGAAAAUAGGAAAUCAACAACAGAUUGUAAAGGUUGUGCCGCUGAAUACCGGAAGUCAGUCUCUGAGAACUGUUGCGCCGAAGGCAACGCUGACAAGUGGCAGUCAAAAAUUAAUCAUACCUGCAGCGACUGCUGCCGCAGCAACUGUCGGCGGUCAAUCAAAGAAUGCGGUGGCAAUCCCUGCAUCAGCGUUGAGCCAGUUAGCGUCAGGACAGGCGGUUCUGUCAACGAAUCCGAAUGUUGGGAACAUCGUUGUUCUACCUGCUCAAUAUAUUCAACAACAGUCGACAACAGAUGAGGCAAAAUUGAAGUCCCAAACAUCGCCGGGUCUCUUAGGAAAUUCACAAAGUUCUGCAGCGACUCUGUGCGUGAUUGAUGGAAAGAAUACCCCAAGAACUAUUUACAGCAAUGUGGAACCGAAUGGCAUCAGGCCAAGAAAACCGUGUAACUGCACCAAAUCACAGUGUCUUAAGCUUUAUUGCGACUGCUUUGCGAACGGUGAAUUCUGUCACAUGUGCAAUUGCAAUAAUUGCUCAAACAAUCUUGGUAACGAGGAAGAGCGACAACGUGCGAUCAAAUCCUGCUUGGAACGCAAUCCUAACGCCUUCCGACCUAAAAUCGGAAAAGGCCGCGAGACAGGCGAAGAUAUAAGGAGACAUAACAAAGGCUGCAAUUGCAAACGUAGUGGUUGCCUUAAAAAUUAUUGCGAAUGUUACGAGGCCAAAAUUCCAUGCUCUGGAAAUUGUAAGUGUAUAGGCUGUCGCAAUAUUGUGGAUCCAAUUUUGCAAAAAAAAUCUUUAAAAGAUCUUGCAGAAGCAACUGAAGUCAAAACAACUCAGCUUAGUUUAAAUAAAGCGCAGUUACAAUUGUCUGAAAUGGCAUUUAGACCUACUGCAUCAUCCAACACUGGUACAAGACAACCAUUCAAUUUUCUGACGGAGAAGGUAGUAGAGAUAACAUGCCAAUGCUUAAUGGCGCAAGCCGACGAAGCGGAACGUAAUAUGCUUGACGAUGAGGCAUCCCAGCGUCUUAUCAUUGAGGAGUUUGGUCGAUGCUUAAAAGAGAUCAUCGAGUCGGCGCACAAAGCUGAAGCUACUUAGCAGGUGCACUUGCGAUAUUCGCAUUGUAAUUUUCAUCUGUCAUUAUUGAUUCUGAGAAUGGAAUAUAAAUAAAGAUAGUAUAAUGUGUGUUGGUACCAAAGACGUUAUAUCACACGAGAUGCGAAAAGGCUUCAGAACUUUUCGAACUCACAGAGUUAUUCUUAAGCGCCUUUCAGAGCGAGUUUGCGACGAAUAACUCCGCGCGUGAGUUUACUUCCGAGUAAUAUAUGGGAAUGAUAUAAGCUAUAAAAGAGCAAAUUGUUUCCUUCAGUUUUUGACUAAACAAAAAUGAUGAUCUAUAAUUCAAACAUCAAUGUAAGAUGCUUUUAUUAGUAUUCUAAAAAUGAAUAUUUCUGACUUUUCAAUUUCGAAUGAGGCAAAAGAAGUGGUGUCAAUUUGCUGAUAAACGAGAAUUUUUUUAUUUCAUACAUUUUUCAAAUGUAGCAAAUCACAUACUGGUAAAUAAGAAGCGAUAGCUCAUCUUACAGUUCAAUUGCGUAAUCAUUACCAUUUAACAAAUUUAUAGUGUUCAGAGAAGAUGAUAAAAUAUUUCGUGAGUUUAUCUCGUCAAUUUAUCGGUUGCAUUUCUAUAUUUUUAGAGAUAAGUCGUUAUACUUGCGAAAUAUAUAUUAGAUGCUAAAAUUAGAAUAAUUAUAGCAGAAAUUUCAUUAAGCACCUUUCUUUAGUUUAUUUAAUUGCAGAGAAGAGAAAUGUCUAUAAUGGUCUAAGUCACAGUUGUUACGUACAUCUCAACUAAUAAUAGUACAAAUAUAUAAAUUUUACUUGUAUGUUCUGAAACAUAUAAAUGAAACAUAUAAUUAGUAAUGUUAAUACGUUAAUUAACGUUAUUAAUAUGAGAUAUAACAACUGCUACUUCAGCUUUUAUAAGAUUUUCCUUCUUCCGUAGAGUCUUUAUAUAUUAUUUACACCGUAUAUAUUAUUUAAUUGUGAAUAUUAGGUGUUUUAAUAGCAUUAUAGGUAUCAAAUAAAGCUCUACUUUCAGUAAAAGGUACUUGAUAAAUGAAUUCUGUUAUUCGUUAAUACUCUUAACUUAGUACAUCCUUAGUUUUUAACGGCUUGUAACUUAGGUUUAUCGACGGCUCGAUGUUGAUCGAAACAAACGACAUCGUUUAGGCUAUAAGAGAAAAUAUGCGAUAUUUGAAGCACCCUGUAUUAUAUAUAAACAUACAUACACACAUGUGUAUUUCUCAAAUUAAAAUUCUACGAUCGAGAAAGUGCAGCUGCAGUUUAUAUAGAUAUUUAUAUGCAUUCACAUUAUAUUAUAUGCAUUGCAAUUAAAAUGUACAGUACAUCAAAAUAGUCUCUCUUGUUUUGUCUGCAUCCACAAAGAAUAUUUCUAUUUAAAUUCUGCUCUUAACUUGAGAAACGAUUUGUUUAUUAUUCUCUUCAAUCGUUUCCUUUUUCUUUCCCUACUUCUCUUUUGAUGUUCAAUAACGUAAAAAUAUUUUAACAAAUUGCGAUCUGCAGUAACUUUAAGUUACUGCAAUAUAUAAUGAAUCUGUUGGCGGAUUACAAGGUGUUAAUCCUCGAAAUAUCAUAUUAGGGAAUAAGAGAUAUUUAAUUGUAUGUAAUAUUUUUUCUAUAUACGCAUGUGUGCGUAUAUAAUAAGAUGUAUCGUAAAAAGAAGUCUUGUUAUUAAAAAAUAUAGUAUUAAUCAAUACUAUACUCGCAUAAUGUAUAUUUAUAUUACGUA